CUCUGAGCCUCUAGCACAACAGAAGGAUGUUGUCCAUUCACCGAAGAUCGCAGAUUGGAGAGGAGAAAAUUUGGCAAGUGGGCAUAUGACAGCAGAACCAAACUUACAUGUGACAUCUGGAGAAGAACAGAACCAGAAUGACAGCAGCAAUAGCAGUCAGCCAUUGCUUAAACGGAAGAAGAAGACAGGGUACAGCUCCAAGAUGGACACAGUGGAAAAACCAUCUCGCGGUAACACUGCUGCCCAUGCUUCUGCUGUGGGUGGUGGUGGUGCUGUUGUAGCUGCUGCUGCCAUUUCUGAUAAUGGUAUUAAAAGUGGAUUCACCCUACAAAAGCAUUGUGGGAAGUCUGGUAACUUCCACCAACUUCCUGUUACAACAAUAAAGCAUGUUGGGCUGAAUAAGAAAACAUGUGAUGAAAAGAACAAGGCUGUAGAACACAUGGAUGCCAUGGAUGAUCACCAGUUAUCCGAAUCAGUCUCUGAGAAUGAUGAUUUACCUGAUUAUGACAAUAUAUUGAUGAUAGUUGACCAACUUCAAAUGAACUAUAAAGAUUCUGGAAGACGGUUGGAAAUCCAGGAUGCAGUUCAUUCAUAUAAAAUGAUAAUAGGACGUAACCAAAGUCACUCAGAGUUACUUACAGAAAAAAGUAAUAAAAUAAAAAACCAAGCUAGUGAAGUGCUAAAGAAGCCACAAGAAACAGAAAAGAGGAAAUCACGGCUCAGGUGUAGAAAUGAAGAACAGCAACCAGAACCGAUUGAUGUGGGAUUGGCUGGAAAACAAGAAGCACAACAAAGAAAUGCUCAUUAUCUCUAUGAAAAAAUUAGGAAGCAAUUAACUGAAAAAGAAGAGCAAUAUAAAAAAGAAAAACAACAACUUGAAACGCGCCUUGGAGCACAAGAUAUGGAACUGAGGCAUCUCAGAAAUGAUAUGAUUAAGCUGCAAGAAGCAUGGAAUCAAAAGGCCGAGGCUGAAGACAGUGAUGGGAUGACAAAGGGACAUCUACAAAGGGUAGAACAAGAAAUUUUCAAGUUAAAAGAAACCAUCAAAAAGCAAGCAGAGACAUUAGAACAACUUGAGAGAAAACUAUUAAGUAAAGAUAAAGGUUUGGUAAGAACUGAGAGUCUGAUACAAGCAGGUCAAGAAUUUUUUACUAAUUUCAGAGAAAUUUAUACUACUUCAGUAAUGAAUCAGCUGGAACUCAGAAUCCAAAGUCUGGAAAGCAAGAUCUCUGAAAUGAAGACUCAAACACGUGAUGAUGUAAUAGUGCUGGAAAACUAUAACAAACUUCAUCAAUCACAUAAACUGAGACAGACUGAAGCCCAGCUGAAGGAGGUCACUGCCCAGUUCCUCAUACUGAUUCAGCACAAUAUGUCAUUACUAAACAUGCUAAGCUCCAUACUUGCCUCGGAGUGUUGCUGUGUCGCAAGUUUUCAGAGCAGUUUGGGAAGUCUCUUUACCCAAGAGAACAUGGUGACUCCCACAUCAGGCCCACAAUCUUCAAAGCACCACAUAACAGCCAACCUGGGUGUGUCUGCAGAUGACAAUGAAGAUUUCAAUAAAGAACUCAUCAAGUUAGUUCUGUGUCCACAGCCUGAGCUGGAUCACACAGAGAAGAAACGCAUGGAACUAGCUAAAGAGAAAACUCUAAGCAAAAAAUGUUUCAAAUGGACAAAAACCUCAGCUGAGCGUGAAAAUGGAGAGCAGAGUUUCUCUGAUGUUUCGAACACCAGGCAAUUUAAAAAGGAUAGUCCAGUUGAUUUACCAAGACAUGAGAUAAGAGAAGAAAAUCAACAAACUUUUGAUGACAUAAUAGGAAACCAUAAAGCUUUGUGCAUAAGGCCACAGAAAUCCACACUUACAAACCUGCAAUUGAAACAUCCAGAAGAAUUAACUCAUCACACCUCAUAUAAAGCUGAACCAAAACAAUAUGAGGAUCCCUAUCUAGAAAUGGUAAAAAUGACAAAGUCGUUAUCUCGUGAACAACUAAAGUCUAAGGACAGGCGAGAUGAGGCCAUGAGGAAUAACUUUGAGAAAAUGAAGCUUUACGGUUCUGCACUGAACAUGUACACAACGAGCCCUGCUCCGGGGUUUGCGGCUGGCCAUCCCCGCAACAGUCGGAAACGCAACGGAAGUUUCAUUCAAGGAGAACCCUUAGUCCCAGGCUCCAAGCCACUGCACUUUGUGGAGAGUCUGGGCAGCUAUCUGGGCAGGGUCAGCUGCGCUAUACUUUUCGAUUAUGGUUUCAGACGUCUGUUAUAAUUCUUAUUUUUAAUUUGGUGAUAAAUUAAUCUCACAAUUUUGUGUUAAUAUGGAAGAAAACCAAUUUUACAUUUUUAAAUCCUCGGGUCUUUCCCUUUUAGCAAUAACCUUUUCUUAAUUUUGGUCAAUAGGUGUAAAUACUAAGACAUACUGAACUUUCUUUAAAAGCUAUAUCGAAAUUAAUUUUGGAAACUAGAAUUUUUUUUCUGUGUUUACAGGCAGACUUUGAAAAGGAUUGGCUGAACUCCCAAAUAACCUUGGUUAAGCUCUGGUUCAUACUAGCCUUAAGAUUCCUCCAUUCCUCCGGCAUCCUCCGUUGUCCGCAUCUUGACACAUCUAAACAUCACUCUUGGGUGGAUGCUUCAAAUGUGAAGGAAUUUAAGAGGAAUAUAUUUUUAUGAAGGGUCUAUACCUAAAAAAUCAAAGGAGAUUAAGAAUAUACCCUAAAUUUAUGUUUCAAUUGUCUCAUGUUGAUUUCAAUUUUGAUUCAUUGUGACUAUUGCUGCACACUCUUUAUUAUCUUUAAGGUUAUUUCCUUAAGACUGAUAAGAUGUUUCAAAGUGAAGUUCAUUAAGCUUUUGGACCUUGCUCUCACAUGAGGGGUUGGGAGCUAAGAUUGCAGCUAUACAAUGCCUUUCAAUUGCGACUUCCUUAAAGAUAAGAAUUCUAUUUCUCCUCUCAGCAAUCUCAUGUGCGACUCCAUGCUAUCUCCAUAUCCUUUGGAGUUGUAAGAAGAAAAUUUUUCAUCUAAACACAUGGAAAGCUUUUUUAAGAUUACAACUUAUUUUUUCCCAAUUAUUUACUGCUGCAAACAUUGGAAUUGUUAUUUUAAGGAUUUAUUAUUACCUAACAUUUAUUAGAAUUUCUUUAAUUAAAGUUUCAGUAAUCGUCCUUAUCCAUGUAUCAAAGAUGACUGCAACCAUCACAUAGCAUGUCACUUGCACCGUAUGUAAGAAAAUAUAAUGCUUGACCCGUUUCCAGAUGAAUCUCUACUACUAGAACAAUUUUUUAGUCUAGGGUGAUUGGUAAAAGCAAAAUAUUCAUUUGUAGAAAAUAUAAAAAGUAGUUUUUUACUAUGAAUAUGCUGUUAUUAAAACACCCAUUCAGCCAAUAAAAUGAUCCCUAUUUUUCAGGAUCUUCUCAAUAUCAGAAAGUAUCAUAGACUCAUAUUAACUAGGGCCUCAACUCUCUCACCCAGCAGGUAUCUUUAAAAAUGAUAGAAGAGAAAAAAGUUCAAAAUUUCCUAAUAAAGUUGGCAACCAAAUCUAUUAGAAGGGAAAAAAAUAAACAAGUCCCAAACAGAUGGAAAUUUUUUUUCAUUGUUUUGGUACCAGCACCAGGAAAUGAAACUUGAUGACUGUGUAGGAUGACAGUGCCAAUUCAGUGUGCAGGACUUGUGGUUCACGUCCUGACCGACUCUUAUUGUAAUAGAAAAGAGUUUCAGGAUUAGUCAGAAAGCCAGGCCAAAAUGAGCGACUGCAUUUGCUAAUUGAGCAGAAAGGCUACACACUCAAGAGAGAAGAUCAAAAGUUAGAAGAGGAACGCGCCCGAAUGUCUCGGCGGUAACCGUGACUGGGACGUCGAGGCUACUGAAUCAGCCCCUAGGUUUCGAUAUUAGGGAAAGCAUGCACUGCCAGACUGCCUUUUCUUUCUGUUUAGUGUGUGGUUUAAAUCACUCCCUCAUUCUUCAUAACUAAGUGAGUAAGUGUGAUCAGUCUAGUGGGAAGGUAUCAAAAUUACUGGUAAAGCGCUGAUUGUUUCACCUGGAGAAAGUCACGAAGCAACAAAAUUCAAGUUUCACUUGUGAUUCUAGCUUGUAUUUCUCCUCCUACUCAAAGUAAAUUUGUUGUCGAAAUUUUUGGUCAUAAUCCAGAUAGCAUAAUAUUUUAAAUAUUUUUCCUGCAGUAUAGUUUCAUAUGCCAUUAUGAGAAUAAUAGUUUCUUCUUUUGCGUAUUUAAUGUUUUGAAAAUUGAUCACAGAGCAUGUUAAAUUAUUAAUUUUCUGAAGGCAGAAAACUGAAUGUUUUUCUAAAGUAAAAUCUAUUUAAGUAAAAAAAAAGCAGAUUGUAUUUUCUUUAAGGGAAUUCUUUUGCUAAGAAUCAUAAAGUAAUGCAUUUGGAAUAAAGUAAGAGUUAAGUGGAUUAAUCUCUGUACUGAAAUGAUGAAGCCACAUCCCCGAAAUAGUGUGUAAAAAUAGGCAAAUGUUAAUUGUGGUUUUUACUCAACGUGACCUCAGCAACAUUCCACAUAUAAUUUACUCCUCUAAGCAUAAUUACAUUUAUCUGAUCCAACUUAAGUGAUGACUUUCAAACUAUUCCCCAAGAACAGGAGGUCCCUACAAGGAUUAUUCAAAGGUCACAUUUUUCUUUUCUAAUUUUAUAUAUUUUUAAUUAGCAUGCAAAGUAUUAGGUCUCAUUAUGGCAUUUUCAAGCAUAACUUAUUUCUGGUGACAACUCCCCCACCCUACCACCCGCCUUUUCUUUCUUUCUUUCUUUCUUUUUUUUUUUUUUUUGAGUACCAUUCCUAUAAUAAUAUUUCUUGUUUAACAGAAAUCUUAUAAAUAUUAUUUGAAUUUUUGCAGACAUGGAAGCAAUUAUACAAUGAUUACUACUAGAGAAGACAAAGAAGAUGUAUUACCAAAACGUACAAAUGAAGUUUAAUCAGUUCUGAAACAAAUCAUCAUAAAUAAUAAAUGGCUUCAGUUUCCUUUGUUCAGCUGAUAAA
Messenger RNA from Peromyscus eremicus (cactus mouse), 4983 nucleotides. RefSeq names its product ankyrin repeat domain-containing protein 26-like. The transcript is spliced from 15 exons. The record is from RefSeq and is a predicted model, not a curated record. Bases 86 to 2260 code for a protein of 724 amino acids. Lineage: Eukaryota; Metazoa; Chordata; Mammalia; Rodentia; Cricetidae.